UUAGAAACGUAAUAAUUUUAAGUCACUUUUAGCGAACAACUAAUAUGAGGCCACGUGGUUCCAAAUUCAUAAACCAGAAGCACUUUUGGAUAACGCUUAUUCGGUUUUGAGUUUGUCAUGAAUUGUGAAUUUCCAAAUUGAGAAUGGGAAUUUCAUCAUUUCUCUCCGUUCCACCGCCGUGUGCUGCCUCCGUCUCCGCUCCCCCAAGGUGCAUAGAUAAUGCGAAGAGCUUGAACAACAAAAUUUCUAGGUUAGAAGUGAAAAAAUGUUAUUCAAGAAGGUUGAUUCUUCAGUUUCUGGGAAUUAACCCUAUAUUAUGUUAUGCUGCUCCUGCUUCGGCUGCACCAAUUAUGGAUAUGAAUGAACCACAAGUCAUACGGACUUUGAAGCUACCCAAUGGAGUGAGAAUUCAAGAUAUUAUUGAAGGAGAAGGACUAGAAGCACGUGGUGGAGAUUUGGUUGAAUUCAAUUGUGUAUGCAGGCGUGCAAAUGGAUACUUUGUUUUCAGUACAGUAGACCAAUUCAGUGGAGAAAGUAAUCCUGUUAUACUUCCUUUGGAUGAGGAUGAGAUGAUAUUGGGGUUAAAGCAGGUUCUAACUGGUAUGAAAAUUGGUGGAAAAAGAAGAGCAUUGAUUCCACCUUCUGUAGGAUAUGUAAAUGAGAACUUGAAGCCAAUACCUGAAGAGUUUGGCCCUCGGCGCAGUCUUCUUUCUCAUGCACAGGAGCCUUUGGUAUUUGAAGUUCAACUCUUGAAAAUUUUGAAAGCUUCACAACAAUCUGAAUUUAAUUGAAUUAGUUUUUUAUUUUCAUGUGCAACUGGAUUUCAUUGUUUUAUUUUAUGACAUAUAUAAUCUUGAUCUCCCACAACAAUAUUGGAAAAAUAAUGAAAUCUUCUUACAGAAAUAGAAGGGAGAUUGAAAGAGAGUAGAUUGAAA
Lathyrus oleraceus (garden pea) is the source of this 935-nucleotide messenger RNA. RefSeq names its product peptidyl-prolyl cis-trans isomerase FKBP16-1, chloroplastic. NCBI's taxonomy places the organism in Eukaryota, Viridiplantae, Streptophyta, Magnoliopsida, Fabales, Fabaceae. Bases 144 to 791 code for a protein of 215 amino acids. The record is from RefSeq and is a predicted model, not a curated record. Gene Ontology annotation, molecular function: peptidyl-prolyl cis-trans isomerase activity. The transcript has 8 exons.